ACUAGAGGGCGUUUAAAAUAAAAAUGUCUGCUUUCGCGUGGGAAUAUUGAAUUUCGUUAAUAACUAACAUGUCUUCGAUUAAUAAAUUAAAAGCUAAGAAAGAAAACUUUUAUAGGAAAGUACAGUUUAAUAAUGUUUCAUUUCAAACAAGAAUAAUUACCAAAAUUGUGGACGAUUUAUUAAAAGAAAAUGUUUUGGAUGAACAAAUACCAGAAUUGGCCGUUUUGUGGGAUAACUGCGGAGACGAAUCGCCUAUAAUUAGUAAAUUAUGUUGCAAAGCAUUAACUUAUUUAACGAUUAAAGGUAAACUAGAUCCUUCCAAGGCUAUAGAUGAAUUCAACGCUUCUAUUCUAUCUGCAAAGCAAGUUGGACCUAUUAUUGAUGCUAUUGGUAGAAUUCUGUUAUUUGAGGCUGCAGAACAAGAAAGAUUGAAUAAAAGAUACGUAUGUCCUUAUUCGUUUUCUUCUCCAGUUCAUCCAUUUAUAUCGGUUCUAAGAGAAAAGCAAGAAUCCUGGCCAUUUAUUUUACAGUGGAUAAAACAUAUCUUGAAUAACAAAGAAUAUCCUUUUCAGUUAGCUAAACCAUUGCUGUGUUAUAUUUUGUUGAACCCGUUGCAGUCUUGUGAUGAUUUCUUUAAUAUCAAUAUUCAUUAUGAAUUAUUUUCAAAUAUUGAUAACAUAAAAUUUAUUUAUUCAUUCUUACCACUUAUACAAACAAAAACUAAAACUGAAUUGAUAAAAUUGAUUAUUUUAAUAGAAAAAUUAUCUGAAUAUACUCAAUGUGCAACUAAGGUAGAAAAAGAAAUGCUCUUAUUGAUAACACUAUCUGUUUGCAAAGAUGCUAUUGAUUAUGGCUUCAAUAUCAUAAAUAUUGUAACAGUUUGUAAAAAGUUAGUUGUCGAAAAAGAUAUUAGCUUCUAUAUUAAAAAUGCAUGUAUUGUUUUCUUAUCUGUAAUUAUUGAUUGUGUGGUAGAUUCUGAUCUUUAUCAUAUUCUAUCUUUUGGAGAACUUGUAUUAAAGUUGCAAAAUUUUCAUGUACAAUUUGACAGUGAUUCACCAGUUGAUUGCAAAAAUAAUUUUUCAGCUUCUAUAUUGGGAAUGUUAAUAUUACCAAUAUUAAAUGUUUUAACUAGAGAAUAUGAUGAUUCAAUACAGAAUAUAAAAAGCAUUGCUGCUGAGAUUUUCUUAAUAAUUGAAAGAACUCUCAUGUGUAAAUUUUUGAAUCAUAAUAUAGAAUAUUGGAUAAAUGAAAGUGAGAAAUGUUUAUUGAUUUGCAGUUUCAAUCCAUUAAUUUCAGAAAUUGUAAAUAGUGUAUAUUUUAUUGCUACUCUUGAUGAAAUUAAUAAUCAAGAAGAAUGGAUUGAUAAAAUCUCAGCUUUUAUAAAAUCAUCAAAUUCUGUUCAACCUCUUUUAUUAAAUAUAUUAUGUAAUAUGUUCAUAAAUGUUAAACAGUUAUCAUUAUUUAGAAAAUAUCUUGAUGUUUUAAAAUAUGUUGCAGUUAUUGAACCAAGCCAGUCAUUGUCAUUAUUAUCAUUAUUUUUGUAUAAACUUAAUGUUGAACAUGAUCCCAAUACUCAAUUAAUUAUUACAGAAUCUCUACCUAGUCUAGCAACACACAAUUAUUCUAUUGGUGUUAUUCUAAAUACUAUACAAUACUUCAUCAAUCAUCAUAAAUUAAAGCCUGAAGGAAUUCAUUUAAUGAUCCUGCUCUGGAAAAAGCAAAUUAGAUGUUUUCCUUAUCUUAAACAACUUCUUGAAGAAGAAAUUAAAGAUUCUACAAAUUCUUCCUGUGACAAAGUAUUAGUUGCUAAAGCUGUUGCUAUGAAAGAAAUAUGUGAGACUCAUCCUCAAAACUUUGGUAUUUUUAUACUAAAGCAUAUGUCAGAUAUUUUUAAUAAAUGUACAAGUGAUGCCAGUAGUCCUGCUGUGGCCUUAGCAUUAAAUGGUAUAUUUUACUUGUGUAAAGCUGGAGAAAUUGAUAUAAAAAGUGCAUGGAAAACACUUGCAAGAAAACUCACUAAUGAUAAAAGGCCAUUAGUUCUUAAGCAUCUUUAUAAAUUAUUAAGUCUUGCUCCUGAACUGAGGGUGAUGUCAUCCUCAUAUGAAAAGUUCAUGACAGAAGUUGUAAGUAUGCUCUGGAAACAUGUAAGUAAACAAAAUAAUCCUGUUAGUAUCUCUGCUGCUUAUGAAGCUUUAGGAAAGUUUCCAAUUGAAUUCCAUCAUUUGAAAAUACUUCCAAAUGUUGCUACAAAAAAUAUUAUUUCACCAAAAGCAUCUUCACCUCUUGAUUUGGGAAAAGAUCCAUUAGACAGACUUGGGUAUGUUCCUGGUUUUUGUUUUACAGAUUUAUUAGAAUCAAUAAAUGAUGAAGAUAUUCUUAAAGGAUAUGAAGAAUUCUUAGUAGGAUUGUUAAAUUUUGAGAUUGAUGAUUUACCUCAAAGUGUGUAUCAUUCAGCAAAAAUGGCAGCAAAACCAUCAAAGCAUGAUAAUAUAAUAGAUGAGAUUCCUCAGUUUUUGUGCAUGAAGUAUAGUAGUAAUCGUCAGCCAAUUUUACAAAGUAAUUUAGCUCUUGGUGUACUUUUAUCUUAUCAUCCACCUGUAGAAGUUGAUAAGUAUGGUUUACCUACUAAGCAAUCAUUGAUAGCCCAAUCUAAUUAUUAUCAACAAAUAUUAGAAGCAUUACUUCAAGAUAUCACAAUUGAUAUUUCAGAAUGGUGGCAAUGUGUAUUAUUGUCAUUUGCAUGGAAUUCAUUCAUGGAUAGGGCAUUUUUCUCAUGUAUUGAAGGAAUGUUUGCUAGUGAGGAAUUAGAGAAGAAAGAUUCAAAUAAAAAUACUGAAACAGAAAAUCGAAAAGAAAUUUUAACAGCUGUUCGAGAAAAUUUAUUAGAAAUAAUUAAACGACAAUCCAAAGAGAAACCUUCAACACCAGCAAAUGCUAUAAUGGCAGUUGUGGGAUUGGCAGUUUCUUUUUGGAAAUAUGAAAAUACUGCAAAAUGCUAUAAAUUGGAAAAUUCUGAAGAACAUCAUCUUGAAUUUAUUCUGAAAAUUACAGAAACUAUGAUAUGUAUAUUAGAUCCUUCAAGGAAGCCAAAUUCAGAAGUCAUAGGUUGGUUAUUGGUUCAUGGAAAGAAGUCUGGUUUUGGAAGUUCUGUGUUACGUGGAUGUACUGCUACAUCUUUUUUUCACCUAGUUCCCUUUUUAAUGGGAUCAGGUUAUGAUUGUAUUGGAAUUAUUUCAGAUUUAUUAUUAGAACAAUUAUCACCCAAAGCAAAUGCAGUUUUACAGUUACAUUCUGGAAUUGGUUUAGGUUUAUUUUUGCAGUCUGUAGCUAAUGUGGGUCAAACAGAAAUGUGUUUAAAAACAAUUAAGAGAAUUGAAGACAUCAUUAAAGAAAAUGAAGAAUUGAUGCCUGGCUCCAUAAUUGGUUUAUCACUUUCUAUCUUAUCAUUAUAUCAAAGUGAUGAUGAUUCCAUUAAAAAUUAUACCCAGAAUAUAUGGAAAUUUUAUAUUAAUAUGUUACAGAAAGCAGAUCCAUUAUCGUUAUCUUAUGAUAUUUUGUGUCAAUGUACUGUUAUGCUUACUGUCUCUGCAAUGCAUGCUAAUAUCAUAACAUUUGAACAAUGUAAAGAAUUCUUUUCAUGGAUUGACAAUUGUCACAAAGAGCAAUCACAAAGUAGUGGUAUAGCUGUAUCUAUAGGUACAUUUGUUGGUAUGUUAACAAACUUAGGAUAUGAAUUUGUUUCAGAGAAAAGAAUGGAACUUUUAAAUAAUUGGAUGAAUAUACUAUCAUCAGAAGAAAAACCAAACUUACAAAAACUUGCUGCUUUGAGAGGUUUGAGCUCUUUAUUUACAAAAUUUAACCAUGUAUGUGUAUUUGAUUUGGAAAAUGAAACUAAUAUAAAAGAAAUAAGUGAAAUGAUUCAAUUAAUGAUGAGAUUAUUUAAAAAACCAAAAGAUGUGGUCUUACAAAAUACUAGUUCAUGGUUAUUAGGAGAAUUGUAUAGUAUAAGUGGUGGAUAUAUAUCAUCAUCAUCCCUUCCAACAAAUUAUUUAUAUUUGCAUGAAAAAUAUUUACUCAGGGCCAUUAUAGGAUUUAUAUCGAAAUCUGCUAAACAUCAAUCUCUUAUCAACCAUCUCAAUCUAUGUCUUAAUGUGCUAGGCAGAAAAUAUUCAAAACCUUUUCCUCCAAUCUCAUGGACAGCAGUUCUUAAUCCUCUUCUUCAAAGCAACGAUGAUACCAUAAACAAAUGUUUAAAAAUAUUUAUUUCCCAAUCAUCGUCAUCAUCAACAGCUGCAUUAUCACUUUCCACAUUAACUACACCACUUAAAUUCAAUUCAUUACCUAUAAAAUGUCAACAGUUCUUGGUAUGUUCACUUCCUGUUUUGUUAAAAUGUUUACCUGCUACUAAACUAAAUUUAUUUUUUUCAUCUAUUAUUGUCCCAGUUUUCUUAACAGAGAAACAAUUACAGGAAAAUGGAGCAAUGGUUCUUAAUGCACUAUAUGAAGCAAUUUCUAAAAAUCAAAAUGAAAGUAUUAAUGAAAUAUUAAAAGAUGUGAUAACACAUAUAGUUAAUAAUUCAUUCGAAAAGCAUUUUGAUUUAUUUCAGCAUUUAAAUUUGACAAAUACUAUGUGUAAUUGUCUUUUGAAAUUUCCUUCAGAAUUGUUAGAAAAUAUAAUUAAAAAUGUGAGUGCCUUACCUGCAAUAGUUUUAUGUUGUGAACUAUUGAAAAAAGAUAAGUUAACUCUUGCAAGUUUACAUUUUUGUAUAGAUCUAGCUUUAUAUUCAAAUGAUCAAAUAAGACAUCAAAUUAUCAAAAAAUUUCUGAACUUUUUUAUUCAUCAAAAUAUAGAUAUUAAAGAAAAUAUUUCAAAACAAAAAGUGGCUGCUGACUGGCUUUUGGAAAUAAUGAAUAGAAUUAUAACAACAAUAAAACAUUCAUCCACAUCUGAUCAAAUUGAUUUCUUAUUAAGUAUUUUUGCAUGUUCAAUAUUAAGUUAUUCAGGGAUACAAAUGACCUAUAUGAUUAAUUUUUAUGACAAUAAACAAUCAUUACUAUCUGUUUUACCUGCAGUUUUACCUAAUAUAUUACAAACUCCAAUUUGGAAUAAUCUAACUGCAAAAAUCUUGGAUUUCUUUCUACUUUUAGAAACUUAUGAAGAAAUUAACUAUUACACCAAACUACAACUACUUGCCAUAUUGUGUUCACUUCGUGGAUUCCAGGAAUUUGCUAAAACUCCUGUUUAUUCAAAGGUAUUUAGUUACCUUGAAUCUUUUCAUUUGAUUUAAAAAUUUUAGUAAACUUUAAUUCUUUUAUGCUGGUGUUGGAAAUGAAAAUUUUGUACAGUUAACUAAUAAUAAAUGU
This is a messenger RNA of Centruroides sculpturatus (bark scorpion), 5364 nucleotides long. RefSeq names its product focadhesin-like. Lineage: Eukaryota; Metazoa; Arthropoda; Arachnida; Scorpiones; Buthidae. Gene Ontology annotation, biological process: regulation of post-transcriptional gene silencing. The transcript has a single exon. Bases 69 to 5288 code for a protein of 1739 amino acids. The record is from RefSeq and is a predicted model, not a curated record.